CCUCAAAAGAUAACAACAAACAUGGGUGGUGCGCUAGUGUGUUAAGUUGUACGUACCAGUGGCAGCAGUAGUGCUGUAAACUCUUCUGUGAGUACCAUAGCACUCUCAUCACUCAUCACAACACUACAACUGUAAACCCAACGCAACACAACCAACCGAAUCAAACUGACGACAACAACAACUGGAACUACACUUUGUUUCAAAGAGAAAGUUUUAAAUAUAAGCGCGCCUUUCUUCGCAUUGAAACAAAAAUGUACCUACAAAUGCAUACACAACAACAACAACCACAACAUCAUAGUACGAUAUGGCAAAGGACAACAAAACCAUGGAGGCAUACACUUUGGCUUUGCCUUGCUUGCAUUACUAGAAAUGGUAGUUCACAUAGACACGCGGCCCAGGAUUUAGUUAAGAAAAAUCGAUCAUUUAGCAGCAUUAAGUGGAUAAUGAUGAUGAUGAUGGUGGUGACAAUGGCCGCCGGCGGCGAUGGUGUUCGUGGUGGUGUUGCCAAUGUUGUCUUAGCCAAGAUAAAGGACAUUAAGAAAAUCUAUACACUGGGGUAUAAAGGAAACAAGGGAAACAAUAGCCCAUAAAAGGUACAUUGAUCAGAAGUUGCUGGUUGACUACUGUAGAUGCUUUAGUCAACAAAAUUUGCUUAAGGCUAACAACCACGCCUCUUUUUCCAGCACCCAACACACCAUGACGAAAAUUCCCUAAUGACAAUGUGUUAUAACCCUGAGAGCGAGUAUCAACGGGACUUGUGAUGAGAUGCUUAACAAUGCGCUAUUGAAUGAAAUUUCCAAAAAAAACACACACAAAAAUCUCCAUUGUCCUUGUCAUCGGUGCCUGGAUCUCUUCCCAACUGAGAAUCGAUAAAGGAAUGCAAGCAAAACAAAUAACAAGUUCUCCUCCCCACACCAAACGAAACGAAUGCAGUUGAGUGCAGCCAAAAAUCCAUGAAAGCAGGAGCACAUCCUUUCACAAAAUUUGUAUGCCCAAAAAUGCAUUGUUGUGCAUUGAAAAGCCAAAGAAAGGCAGUGAGAGAGAAAGAGAGGCCAAAUGCCAUGGCAGCAUAACUGGGAAACGCAUGGGUGGCCAAUAAUCAAUUGGUGCAACAUUCAAAAAUUGACUAAGCCCUCUUCGCCCACUGCUAUCGGGGGAAAAAACAGAAAAAACUGGUACUGGUUAAAUGUGGAAUCCAAUUAUUGCUACAUGUACACGAAAAUUGUGAAGCUAGAAAAGCAUGCAUGAAAAUUUCCCGCAAGAUGCUUAAAGACGUAAUCUAGUAAUUCACUUAAAAUGGUAGACCAUCAAAAAAAUUGGUAAAAUGUUGAAACAAAAAAUAAAAAAAGUAAUUUUUAACA
Messenger RNA from Stomoxys calcitrans (stable fly), 1361 nucleotides. RefSeq lists its product as uncharacterized. The record is from RefSeq and is a predicted model, not a curated record. NCBI's taxonomy places the organism in Eukaryota, Metazoa, Arthropoda, Insecta, Diptera, Muscidae. The transcript is spliced from 2 exons. The coding region runs from base 252 to 590 and encodes 112 amino acids.